Caenorhabditis sp. 36 PRJEB53466 is the source of this 6971-nucleotide messenger RNA. The record is from the annotation of a GenBank genome assembly. Lineage: Eukaryota; Metazoa; Nematoda; Chromadorea; Rhabditida; Rhabditidae.
AUGGCGACUCGUGGUCAGAAUAUAGUUGUCAUCCAGCUCCAAACUAUGAAAAUUUCGAUUACAGCGUCCACCAGCUCGAAACCCUCCACAUUGACUAUUGGUAGCAUAAGUGUCAAGCUCCAGGACGCCAAGAAUCCUGACUUUGUGCCGGCGUACUAUGGACUCAAGGGACAGCCACCACACGACUUGCUGCCGCAUUUGAGAUGGCUCAUUCAGAAGGACAAGUUGAAGCAGGACGUGUUUCUGCUUGGAGUACCUGGAAAGAUUCGUCUGGAACUUGUUCUGCGAUACUUGGUAUGGCGCAACAAAAAGUUUUUUGUUCAUCUCAUUUUCAACUUUCAGGAAGCAACAAACCGCGAGUUUGAGUACCUCCCGAUCACCAGAGACACCACCGAGGCCGACAUCAAACAAAGAAGAGAGAUUCGAGAUGGAACCGCCUACUACACUGACUUGGUAAACUAAAUUUACUCAAAAAAAAUGAAUAAAAAUACAAUUUCCCGUAUUCCAGUGUGCUGUGAGAGCCGCUCUCAACGGCAGAGUUCUGGUCAUUGACGGAGUGGAACGUGCCGAACGGAAUGUGCUCCCGAUCCUCAACAAUCUUCUCGAAAACCGAGAGAUGCAGUUGGAUGACGGCAGAUUUUUGAUGAAACACGACAAAUAUGAUGAAUUGAAGGAGAAGUACGACGAGGCAACACUCAAGAAAAUGGGAAUGGAACGAGUGUCCGAGAAUUUCCACGUCAUCGCGUUGGGUCUUCCUGUGCCACGCUUUCCGGGAAAUUCAUUGGAUCCUCCAUUCCGAAGCAGAUUUCAAUGCAGAAACAUUCAGGAACUGUCUUUUAACACAUUCUUGGAGCAAGCCAAGCAGAUUGCGCCGAAGGUCAAAGAAUCUGAGCUGAACGACUUGAUAUCUCUUACCUAUGCGUACAACUCGGAUGCAUCCACAUCAAGACCUCGGAUUGCUACGUCGGUCAUUGAAAGAACUUUGAAGAUCUGGGUUAGACAUGAAUUCUUGUAAUUGAAACAAUCAAGGUUUUUUCAGAACCAAAACCCGUCGUAUUCUGCUGGCGAGAUUAUUAACAUGGCCUAUCCAGCAAAAGAAGUGCUCUCGGAUAGUGAAAAGGACUUGAUUGAGACGUUCAAGACAAAGUUCGAAGUGGUAUGUCGCACUCAUUUGUUUCGUAAAAAAGCGCAAUUUUUGUCCAGAAAACGCAAGAGCACGCUCGUCAACUUGUGGCACAUGAUGGGAAUCUAAAUGUGCGUGUUCCGGAGGAAGGCACCACUAUCCGAUUGGACCUUUCGCAACCUUCGCACCCCUCUUCUUUUUCCGCCGUCUGGAUUCCGACCCAAAAGCAAGAAAUACUUCUCGCCGAUCUUGCUUUGGCCUUUGCCAGAGGUGAUUUUGUGUUGAUUGGGCCGAAAGGAUCGGGCAAAUCGAGAAUCCUUGGAGAACUCUCAAAGCGCCUCAACUUUGACUAUGUGACAAUGGUCCUGCAUCAGGACAUGAACACAAGAGAACUCAUUCAACGCCGUCACAUGAAAGAGAACGGAGAUACGGUGUGGGAAGACUCUAUUCUGGUGAACGCGGCUAGGAAUGGUGAUGUAUGUGUGCUGGAUGGAGUGGAAAUGGUGCAUCCGAGUGUGAUUAUGUCGCUUUCUCAACUCAUUUACCACCGCCGAUUCGAUUUGCCUAAUGGAAGCAGACUGAUUGGGGAAGAAGAGUUUUUGAAGAUUAUGGAAAGAGAUAGUAUUGACGAAACCACCAUGAAUGAUAGGUAAAAUAGUUGGGUUCCUAUUCCAAGACGUUUUUUAUAUUUCAGAGGUGUCUUUCGCAUUCCCAACUCUUUCCGAGUUCUGUUUGUCGGAGAAUCGCAAUCAAAAGAGCACAAAUGGAUCAAUGAGAACGUGCUAUCGAUCCUUCCCUUCUAUACGGUGCCGGAUCUGUCACUUGAAGAACAACUCAACAUCAUUUCCGAAAUCACGCACGGAUCAAACACAGAAUCAGUCAACAAGCUCACUGAGUUUGUACAGAAAAUCAAAAGUUCCGCUGAUUCUGGGGUAUGUUUUAUUUUGAGCGACAACAUUUUCCUAUACAUAUUUUUCAGCUGAAAAACGCGUCGACUUCCUUGUCGCUUCGACGAUUGAUUCAUAUUGCAAAGAGGGACUCAAUGCAGCCGGGACAUUUGCGGGAACUGGUGGAGAAGGCCGCUCUGUCGAAGUUUCUCCCUCAAAUUACAAAGGAAACAUUCGAACACGAGCUGAACGUUGCAAAGAUAUUUAAUGACACGGCGAUCAGAACGAGAGAGAACGAGAAGUACAUUGAUAUGAUCCGAGCGCCCACGGAGAGACCGGAAGACGAGGCGCUCAUUCCGAACGUACUGUUUCACGACAAUGAGCAGCACAUUGAAAUUCUGGAGGAUAUGGCCAGAGAUAUGAAAUUAGGAAGUCACUUGUUGCUGAUUGGAAACCAAGGAGUGGGCAAAAACAAGCUCACCGAUCGAUUCCUUCACCUCAUCAACCGCCCGAGGCAGUACAUGCAACUGCACAGAGAUACCACUGUUCAGACGUUGACUAUGCAGACGGUCGUUGAGAACGGCAUCAUCCGACACGAUGACAGUGCUCUGGUGAAGGCCGCCAGAAACGGACAGAUUCUGGUCAUUGACGAGGCCGACAAGGCACCUCUCCACGUGAUCGCCAUCCUCAAAAGUCUUCUGGACACUGGAAAUCUUGUGCUGGGAGAUGGACGCACACUCCGUCCUGCGAAGUCUUUCACUGAGGCAGACAAGAAGGACGACCGGAUUGUUCCGAUUGACCCCAACUUCAGAAUAAUCAUGCUUGCCAAUAGACCAGGCUUCCCAUUCCUAGGUGAGUCAUCCGCAACGACACAAAGUUCUGACAGCCAAUGUUUUUAGGAAACAAUUUGUUCGCAGUGCUGGGAGAUCUCUUCGCUAUCCACAUGAUCGAUCAUCCGGGCCGAGCCAGCGAACUUGAAAUGAUCAAGAAAUACGGUCCAGGUGUGCCGGAUGCGACUCUAAACAAACUUCUGACCAUCUUCAAUGAACUCCGCGAAAAGACGGACCAAGGUCUUCUUCAGUACCCGUACUCUACUCGCGAGCUGGUGAAUAUUGUCCGUCAUUGUAAUGUAAGUUGAAGGAAUUCUCUGAAAGCCGGCUAUUUGAAUAAUUUUCAGGAGUUCCCGACCGACCCAUUGCCAGAAGUCUGCCGAAACGUCUUCGAUUUCGAUUCCUACAAUGAAGACACAAUUGCGACUAUCCAUCAAGUUUUCCAAAAGCACGGAGUUCCUCUAGGCUAGUCUUUUUAUGCUUUUUGACAUGAGAAUUGAUUCCUCUUUUUGUUUUUACGAGUUUUGUUAGAUAAUGAACAGUUUAACUGAACAACUUGUUUUUCUUGACGUAAACAGUAUUUUUUCAGGUGUUGACCGGAGCACCGAAUCAGUAUCGCUGUCGGAGAGAAUUCCAUUGGGAGAGUUGAAAAGUGUCGGCAAGUGGUGGAGGGAGAAAAUCAACUUUUCAAAGGACUAUGGAUUUCACCCGGCCACCUCUGUCAAAAUUGAGGUUCACACAAGAAAAUGAGACAAAUCGGCUUCAACUUUUGAAUUUUCAGCAGCCUUCUCCAUUGAAUAUGAAAACUGCAAAGCUUGAUAAACAGGGCAACAGAAACCAAACCUUUUCGGAGCAGUUCUCCAUCUGGAAGUUACCUAUUGAUGAUUCCAAUAUUGUGUCGGACGGUAUUCGUGUCAAUGACGAUUUAUUGAUCGCCAGUGUCAAUCCUCCGUGUCUAUUCCACUGCAAAGACUUUAUCAAUACUGAAACGGUUAGUAAACUGACAAUGGAUCAAGCCGAAACUUAAAGUUUUUUCGGCUCAGUCGAAAGCUUGAAAAAAAAUAAGAAUAUGUGCUCAAAAGUGAACGGAGGAACCCUGGCACCCACUUUUAGACACUUAGCCGCGUGAAUUCUCAUUUCUCGCUUCUGGGCCAACCGCCCGGAAUCUUUCAAAUCGGUUCCAAUUUUCAGGUAGAUCAAAUAAACAUCAACGGACUCAUUCCACGUGCUCGUUCUAUUUACCGCCCAAGACUCAGACUUGCUUAUCUUGGCGGAGACAAUGUUUUGAUCCAUGAAGAAGUGGUAUGCAGUCCAUAAACGUUAGUAUUCCCAUCGAACUCACGGUUAUAGGCGAACUUCACUGCAAUCUUCAGUUUACCCGACAAAAUGGCUGCAGUUGUCAAGAAAGAGUCAAGUUUGAGUAAGACAAUCGGAUCAUGUAAUUCUUAUUCCAAAAUUUCGGAGCAUAUUGUAAUUUUGCAGUGUUCUCUGAAAACAAUAUGUGGAGGUUGUCCAACCAGAAGAGCAAUCACGCUUUGCUCUACGAGUGGUAAGUGGCAUUAGGCACCGGAUGUGUAUGAUGCAUUUUUGCAGCGGAGGCAACCAAAUUCUCGUGUACACUGACGAAAAACGUGAAGUAACUGUGCAAAGCGGAACGGUUCCUUUUGAAAUCAAACGCGUGUUCGCUACGGAACCACAGAAAUGGAGCGUAGUGUCAACUGUGAGUGAAUACACAAAAUUGUCAUCUCAACAAAUACUUUUUCGCCAGAAUAAUGAGAACUACAUACUGCAACUCGAGAACGGGAAUUGGUCACUCGAGAAAAUCAAUCACAAUGUGAAGGGUGGUUUGGAUGCGGUCGGCGCACAAAUUAAUGGUGGUCAGAUGACGCUGGUAUCAGAACCGUACUAUUUUCUUCAUGGAAAUUAUGGCGAAAAAGUGAAGAAAAAACGUUCACAGUCCAAUUUUUAAAUUAUGGGUUUUCAGUCGGGUAAAAUCAAUGGUGUCAUCCGAAAGCCCGCAGCACAAACGUUCCAUCGACGAGCAUUUAUGUUCUCAGAAGAACGAGUUGCUGCGAAUGAUUUGUCGAGAGAAGUCACAUUUUUGGGAAAAACUCUGGUCCGCGGCAUUCCUGGCUAUCUCACACCUAAAGCACUUGUUGAUGAUAGUAAGUCCUUCUUGUCUUGAAGUUUUCUAAAUUUAUUUUGUUCAGAAAUCAAACCGGGAAGCUGCAUUGGAUUCUUGGAAGCUGUCGACACUGAGAAGAAGCAAAUUUGCUACAUUCCAGUGCCACAUGAAGGAAAUAUUAGUCUUUAUCAGUAUGUUCUUUGUUCCCGCUCAGUUUUACCCCUUGUGUUUUCAGUGAUUGGGUUGCAUCCAUUUCGAAAUCCGCUUUCAUUGUUGUUCCAUGGAGUAAUGACCAAGUACUGACCGUCGACAGUUCCGGAGUGAUCCGUUCGUUCGAACUGACUAUGUCUUCUCUUGCCAACUCGUUCAAUGAAUGGAAACGGAUGACUUCCGGAGGAGAUGACGACAAAUUGCGGAUGGAGUUUGACAGAAAACCAGAUGAUGUGAAUUUCGACAAGCUUGAUGAGCCGAAACUUGGAAAGUAAGAUCCGUUUAGCUCUGCAACGUAAUUAUCUGUUUUAUUUAAGAUUUGAUCCGAACAACGCUCCACAUCACGGCGGAAAUCAAUGGAUGGGCGGUACCGGAGGAUACAACACUGCUGGAUUGGGAGGAAUCGGAGGACCAUUCCGGUGAACAUUCAAUUUUGUUACGUGUACAUAUUCAAUAUUGAAACGUUCUAGACUUGAUGCAGGACACGAUGUGCACCAAAUGCCCGACUUUGCAAAGAAUCAAGUCCCUGCGCACAUUUUGAAAAAGGCGCGCGAAAUUGCCAAAACGGAAUACGCGAAAAAACUGCGUGUGAGUUGAUCCGAAAAAGUGCACUUUGAGAUGGCAAGUUUCAGGAGAUCAACAUGUCCGAUUACGAUGCGGAAGCGUACGAGAAUGUUUGGAAAAAAGUGCAGGCGUCCAGCAGAAAGCUGGCUUCAGUGAUCGAUCAACUUGAGGUGAGACAGUGGAAAAAGACAAUCGACCAACCCGGUUUUUGUUGUCAGGCCAAAAAGAAGGAGAGAGAAUGGACAAAGCAUCAGACGAGCGGAGAUCUGGACGACGGGAAACUGAUCGAGGGUGUCACUGGCGAACAGAACAUUUAUAGGUUGAUCGGAAAGUAUCAAGUUACAAGUUUACUAAACGUUUUUGUCCAGACGCCGUGUCGAUAAGGAACCAGAUCCGGGAGCUCCACAGACGAAACCAAAGCGACUGAAAUUGUGUCUUGACGUGUCUGGAUCCAUGUACAGAUUCAAUGGAUACGACCACAGACUGGCUAAAACUCUUGAGGCAACUCUGAUGACAAUGACUGCACUAGAUGGGAAAACGGACAAAGUGAAGUAUGAUAUUGUUGGACAUUCCGGAGACUCACCAUGCGUUACAUUUGUGAAAACGGAUCAGCAUCCGAGAAACAACAAAGAACGACUGGACACUCUGAAACGGAUGAUGGCGCAUACUCAAGUAUGUUUCGAAAGAAAUGUGAACGUGGACUGAAGACAAAAGAUUUGCAGUACUGUGUGAGCGGUGAUAAUACCGUCGAAAGUUUGCGAUUUGCCAUCAAGGAACUGGCUGCUAAGAAGGAUGACUUUGACGAAACAGUUGUUAUUCUGGUAUCAGAUGCGAAUCUUGAACGGUUUGUUUUUUACGGACUGUUGGCAGAGCGUUGGAUAGCAACCCUAGCACCCACUUUUAGCAAGUUUACCGCAUUUUUAGAGAACUUGCCGCACUUUUCUUUUUCAUUUUUCCGCAAUCAAGCCCGCUAAACUCGGCCCGGAAUCUUGCAAGUCUGGUAUCUUAACGAUCGUCCAAAUUGCAGGUAUGGCAUCCAACCGAGUGAACUGAAAAAGGAAAUGCUCAAGGAUCCGAGCAUCAAUUCGUUCGUGAUCUUCAUUGGUUCGCUGAGUGAUGAAGCCAAUCAAUUGCAACAAGAAUUGCCGGCGGGUAAAGCAUUUGUGCUCAAAAACACCGCGGAACUUCCAAAGAUUAUGGAAACCAUCUUCUCGUCCACUAUUGCUCAAUAG